Molecule: messenger RNA, 363 nt
Organism: Penicillium coprophilum
Lineage: Eukaryota; Fungi; Ascomycota; Eurotiomycetes; Eurotiales; Aspergillaceae
Exons: 3
Coding region: 1-363 (120 amino acids)
Source: RefSeq, a predicted model, not a curated record
AUGAAGUUCACUAUCGCUACCCUUGUCACCCUCGCCGUCUCGGCCAUCGCUAUGCCUUCCAUCAACGGAAACAAGCCCAAGAAGCUCUCUCUCUCCCAGGCAAGCGGCCUGUGCCAGGCUGGCAAGGUUUCUUGCUGCAACCCCAAGAAGGACAUUAGCGGCGAUGGCGUUCUCGGUAACCUCCUCGCUGAGGGACUUCUGAACAACUUGCUCGGCGUUGGUGACUCCGCCUGUGCCUCCCAGAGCCUGAUCAAGAACCUGAACGUUCUCGGCUUCACCGAGGAGGGUCAGGAGGGAACCACCUGCAAGAACACUAUUGCUUGCUGCCCCACUGGCGGAGAUUGCACUGCCAUCGAGGCAUAA